Molecule: messenger RNA, 328 nt
Organism: Rhizophagus irregularis DAOM 181602=DAOM 197198
Lineage: Eukaryota; Fungi; Glomeromycota; Glomeromycetes; Glomerales; Glomeraceae
Source: RefSeq, a predicted model, not a curated record
AUAUAAUCUUGCUUAUAUGUAUGAAAAUGGAAAAGGAGUUGAAAAGAAUAUAAAUCAAGCAAUUUAUUGGUAUAAAAAAUCUGCUGAACAAGGUUAUCAAGAUGCCUUAUAUGAAUUAAAUGAAUUAAAUGAAUUAAAUGAUGAAUUAAAUGAAUUAUAUGAAUUAGAUGAAUUAUAUGAGUCAGACGGAUUAUAUGAAUUAGAUGAAUUAGUACAUGAAUUAAAUGAAUUAGAUGUAUUAAAUGAAUUAGAUGUAUUGGAUGAAUUAGAUGUAUUGUAUUUUUAAAUAAUUAUUUAAACAUAUUAAGCUAUAAAUUAUAUAUGUAUU